CCAGCAGCGCUCAGUUAAAGACAGAGAGAGACGGGCGGCGGCAGUAGAGGCACUGCGACCCUCUUUGGGGGGGUCAGAUUAUAACAAAAAUAUACACACAUAUAUAUACACGCCCAGGCCGCAAGAUAGCUCCUAUGUUAAUUUUAGAUCUUUUUUUUUGGUCAACAUAAUAUCUCUCUAUUUUUUUAAAAAAAUGCCUAUUUUACUCUUCCUCAUAGACACGUCCGCUUCUAUGAACCAGCGGACUUAUUUGGGUACGACGUAUCUGGACAUUGCUAAAGGCGCGGUUGAGAUCUUUAUGAAGCUGCGUGCCCGAGACCCGGCUAGUAGAGGCGACAGGUACAUGCUAGUUACAUUUGAUGAGCCACCAUACGGAGUUAAGGCCGGCUGGAAGGAGAACCACGCCACGUUCAUGAACGAGCUGAAGAACCUGCACGCCUCUGGGCUGACCACGCUGGGCCAGGCGCUGCGCUCCUCCUUCGACCUGCUCAACCUGAACCGCCUGGUGUCGGGCAUCGACAACUACGGACAGGGCCGAAACCCUUUCUUCCUGGAGCCGUCCGUGAUCAUCACCAUUACGGACGGGAGCAAGCUGACGCACAACUCGGGCGUGCAGGAGGAGCUCCAUCUGCCCCUGAACUCCCCGCUGCCGGGCAGCGAGCUGACGAAGGAGCCCUUCCGCUGGGACCAGAGGCUGUUCGCCUUGGUGCUGCGGCUGCCUGGCACCGCGUCCCCCGAGACCGAGCAGCUGGGCAGCGUCCCCACCGACGAGUCGGCCGUCACCCAGAUGUGCGAGGUCACUGGAGGCCGGUCCUACUGCGUGCGCACCCAGAGGAUGCUGAACCAGUGUCUGGAGUCGCUGGUGCAGAAGGUGCAGAGCGGCGUCGUGAUAAACUUUGAGAAAACGGGACCAGACCCGCCCCCCGUAGGGGAAGAUGGACUCGUCGACCCAGCCCGGCCCGUCUCCUCCUUUACACCACAGCCCUGGCACAGCUGCCACAAGCUCAUCUAUGUGCGUCCCAACCCCAAAACUGGUGUGCCCGUCGGUCACUGGCCCAUCCCAGAGUCCUUCUGGCCUGACCAGAACUUGCCAACCUUGCCCCCACGGACGGCCCACCCCGUGGUGAGGUUCUCCUGCGUGGACUGCGAGCCCAUGGUGAUCGACAAGCUGCCCUUCGACAAGUACGAACUGGAGCCCUCACCCCUCACGCAGUACAUCCUGGAGCGCAAGUCGCCUCACAUGUGCUGGCAGGUGUUUGUGAACAGCAGCGGGAAGCAUAGUGACCUGGGGCAGCCUUUCGGCUACCUGAAAGCCAGCACGACUCUGACCUGCGUGAAUCUCUUCGUGAUGCCUUACAACUACCCGGUCUUGUUGCCAUUGUUAGAUGACCUCUUUAAAGUGCACAAACUGAAACCAAACUUGAAGUGGCGCCAGGCUUUUGAGAUCUACCUGAAGUCUAUGCCUCCUUACUUCCUCUUGCCAUUGAAAAAGGCCUUGAGAAUGAUGGGGGCUCCCAAUCUCAUCUCGGACAACAUGGACUGUGGCCUCAACUACAGUGUCAUCUCCUAUCUGAAGAAGCUCAGCCAACAGGCAAAAAUAGAAUCUGACCGGCUUAUUGUGUCCGUCGGGAAAAAGCCCCCUCAGGAGACGGGCAUUAAAGUGAAGAACCACUCCAACGCCCUUUCGCUGGCGCACCGCAAGGACUUCAAGCAGCUGCUGCUGGGGAUCACCGGCGAGGCCCCCCUGCGACUCACAGACAUCAACCUCAAGGAGUUCGCCGGCUUCCAGAUCGCGCUGCUGAACAAGGACCUGAAGCCCCAGGCCUACAGGAACGCAUACGACAUUCCCCGCAGGAACCUGCUGGACCAGCUGACCCGCAUGAGGUCCAACCUGCUCAGAACCACGCAGAAGCUGAUCCGUGGGCAAGACGAAGACUAUUUGCACAGUAUCCCUGUAGCUCAGAUGGGAAACUACCAGGAGUACCUGAAGAUGAUGCCCUCGCCCCUCCGGGAGAUCGACCCUGACCAGCCUAAGAGGCUGCACACGUUCGGGAACCCCUUCAAACAGGACAAGAAGGGGAUGAUGAUCGACGAGGCGGAUGAGUUCGUGGCCGGGCCCCAGAACAAGAAGCGUGUGGCGGGAGACCCAAACUCGGGGGCGGCCCUGAAGAGGCGGAGGAGCAUGUCCCCCCUGCUGCGGCGGCCCCCGACGCCGCCCAUCAUCACCAACCACGUGCUGGGCAAGCCCCCCCCCGGGAGCCCGGGCCACCAGAACCUCAUCAAGCCCAUCCCGCUGCAUAAAGGUGUGGACGGGAACAACGUGCUCGGGGUGGAGAGCAACGGCGAGAGGCCGGCGCUGGACGGGGUGCCGCCUCUGGUCCUGGGGCCCGAGGAGCGGAUGGGCGGCCCGGGGGGCGAGGGGGAGGCGGUCAUGGAGGAUGGGGGGCGGCUGACCGAGGACGGCCUGGACGACAGGCCGGUGGCCCGGGCCCCCGACAGGCCGGAGAACUGUGACGAAGGGGCGUCCCCGGACCGGGAGGGCGUGCCGGAGGCCGGCGGGGAGGCGGGCCAGAGGGGGAGCCUCAGGAGCGUCAGCGUCCUCCCCCUGGAUGGCAGCAACGCGGAGCUGCGCACGAGAGUCAUCAAGGAAGUCCGCAAGCCAGGCCGGAAUUACGAGACAAUAUUCCGGUUGCUAGAAGAAGUGAAGGGACCUCCGGAGAUACAGAAGUACUUCAUCCAUCACGCCAUCAAGGAAGCAGCCAGGUUCAAGAAGAGGGUGUUGAUCCAGCAGCUGGAGACGGCUCUGGAGGAGAUAGAGGACAGGUACCUGCCCAGCAGGGUCAACAACGUCCACAGCAGGUAACCCCGGGGUGAACGCACCUGCGAGGGAGAGAGCACGGCCUUCAGCGCUGCACGCGCGCAGCCAGGGCUGGGCGGCGCCGGCGGCCGGCGUGGGUCCGAGGAGAGGGGAGAGCGAGAGGACGGGGGGCCUCGCCAGCCCACGGAUGCCAAGAUCCUGCCGGCACAGACCAGGUGCUCAGGAUAGUCCUGCGCCGCGACUGGCGCUCCCGUGUGCUGAGAGCUGAGAGGAGGAGAGAUGCAGGGGGCGUGCAGAGGCUGGGGGCAGGGAGGGGGGGGGAGAUCUACUCUUUCCUCUCAGGACUGUCCAGACUCACGAUAUCCCUGCUCCAGGAAGUGUGUCCGAGCACACACGCCUGCACGCUCCCGUGUGCCACGUCUGUGGAAACCGUGGACUGACGGCCUCCCCCCCCCCACCACCCCAGACUGCUUCUCCGAUGUUGGGCAGG
Messenger RNA from Lepisosteus oculatus (spotted gar), 3308 nucleotides. RefSeq names its product integrator complex subunit 6 like (gene ints6l). Gene Ontology annotation, biological process: snRNA 3'-end processing. Lineage: Eukaryota; Metazoa; Chordata; Actinopteri; Semionotiformes; Lepisosteidae. Gene Ontology annotation, cellular component: integrator complex. The record is from RefSeq and is a predicted model, not a curated record.